UCCAGAGCAGGGUUGAGGAUGAAAGGGGAUGGACCCCACACAGAUGGUUUAAAAACGGGGCGGGGUUUUGAAUGAAUGAUAGGCUGAAUCACUGAUGUAACACUGUACACACACAUCGAUCAGCAAAGGUGAGAGUGCAGCAGAUUAUCACCUGACAUGGCAACUAAAAUCAUUUAUUUUACUGUGAAUGGAAGACCAGAACAAGCUGAGUUUCCCAUUGACUGUCCUGCACAAGAUGUUAAAGAUCUCUUCCGAGCUGCAGCUGAGGCAGGACCUCAUGACAUCUUAAAACUCUAUAAUACUAAAGGCAAUAUCAUUAAUAUUUCCCCACAACUGGCUCCAAAUAGUCCGCACUCCUGCUAUAAACUGGAAGUGGUCGCUGCAGACUGUAACAGUGAGCUGUUAGAUUCCGAUCUGGCCGUUGCUGUGGGAUUUGACCUCUCUUCUAUGGAGAAAAGGUUACAGAGCCUGGAGAAAAGAAUCCUAACUGAAGCAGCAGAGACACCUGCCAUUGUGUAUGAGAUGAAGAGACAGGUGGAGUCAUUCAGAGAGAAACUGGAGAGUGUUGAGCACCUGAGCUGGUUGGGACUGUUUAAAGACAUGUCAGAAGGCACCCACAAGCCCUCCCCCUUUUACCAUAAAAGAACCCUCCGCAAGACCCGCGAAGAGUGUGAGCAUGUCAGGGAAAAGUUCCUCCAAAUGAGUUCUCUGGAGGUUUCUGAAGAGGUGAGACAGUAUCUUAAAACACCAACCUUUGAUAACUGGCAAUGGGAGGAUGCUGAGAUCAUGGUGCUGCUCCAGGUGAUGUACUCAGAUCUGGAUUUCAUCUCAACCUUCAACAUUGAGCUGGAUGUACUGCAGCAGUUUCUUUAUGAAGUGUACCGACGCUACAAUAACAUCCCCUUCCACAACUUCAAGCACUGCUUCUGCGUCACUCAGAUGAUGUAUGGACUAAUAUGGCUAACAGAUCUCAGAAGCAAGAUCGACAGUAUUGACCUCCUCGUCAUGCUAACCUCAGCCGUCUGUCACGAUCUAGAUCACACCGGCUACAACAAUGCAUACCAGAUUAAUGCACGCACUGAGCUCGCCUUGAGGUACAAUGACAUCUCCCCACUGGAAAAUCACCACUGCGCUGUAGCUUUUGAAAUCCUGGAAAAGAGUGAAAGCAACAUUUUCCGAAACCUGCCGACAGAGCAAUACAAAAGAAUAAGAGAGGGCAUAAUUAAGUGUAUUCUUGCUACUGAUAUGACCAGGCAUACUGAGAUCCUCAACAAGUUCAAAGCCAUUCUCCCUGUGUUCGACUUCAGCAACAAAGAUCACAGAGAUGUGUUGAUAAUGAUCAUGAUUAAAGUAAGUGACAUCUCCAAUGAAGCGAGACCCAUGGAUGUGGCAGAACCAUGGCUGGACUGUCUGCUGCAGGAGUUCUUUAAUCAGAGUGACAUGGAGAAGUUGGAGGGUCUUCCUGUCACUCCAUUCAUGGAUCGAGACAAAGUGACCAAACCGUCUUCUCAGACUGGAUUCAUCCGCUUUGUUCUCUUUCCUCUCUUCAUUGAACUGGCCAAUCUUUUCCCCUGUCUGGAGCAACACAUCAUUGACCCAGUGCGGAAAGCUCUGGAUUAUUACACAGAGAUGGAGAAAGCUCUGGAGAGGGAGAAACAGAACCGGGCCCAGAGUGACAAUGUGGUCAAGCCCGGCACCCCAAAAGAGCCAGAAGCUCAUCCAGAACCUGGUGGGACGACAAAAACAGUCAACCUGUAAUCUAGCCUCACACUGUUAAAUGUUCAUUCAAUAAUCAAAAUGUAAGUUGAGUUUCAGAAUUGUGCUUUAAGGAUUAAAGUAAAUGUAUUAAUGCUACGUUAACCAGCUAAA
This is a messenger RNA of Onychostoma macrolepis, 1869 nucleotides long. Its product is annotated as high affinity cGMP-specific 3',5'-cyclic phosphodiesterase 9A. Gene Ontology annotation, molecular function: 3',5'-cyclic-GMP phosphodiesterase activity. Gene Ontology annotation, biological process: cGMP catabolic process. The transcript has 14 exons. The record is from RefSeq and is a predicted model, not a curated record. NCBI's taxonomy places the organism in Eukaryota, Metazoa, Chordata, Actinopteri, Cypriniformes, Cyprinidae. The coding region runs from base 157 to 1758 and encodes 533 amino acids.